AUGAGAUUAGUCAUAGCUUUCACUCUCUUAAGUGCUGCUUUGGCAGCUAUUCAAUCUGACCUCGUUAAAGAAAUUCCUCAUGCACCUUCAAAUCUCAAGUUCACGAUGUACUCAGGCUACCUUCCACUUAAAAAUACUCAAGGAAGGCAAAUCCACUAUGUUUUCUUCACCAGCCAAAACAACCCACAGACUGAUCCUCUAGUUUUAUGGCUGAAUGGUGGUCCUGGAUGCUCAUCGCUAGAAGGAGCUUUUAUGGAAAACGGGCCACUGGUGUUUUCAGAGAGUGAGAUGAAAAUAAUGGUAAACCCUUAUACGUGGAACCUGAAUGCCUCAAUGCUUUACUUUGAAGCUCCUGCUGGCGUAGGAUAUUCAAUUAUGGGUAAUAUUGCCAAUAAUAAUACUAAUGAUAACCAGACAGCUGCUGACAACCUGCAGGCCUUGCUCCUCUGGUUCCAAGGAUUUCCUGAGUAUUUGCCUAAUAAGUUUUAUAUCGCUGGAGAGAGCUAUGCUGGCAUCUACGUCCCUACCCUAACUUACAACGUUUUGACUUACAAUGCUGGAAAUCCUCCAACUAAAAUCAACAUUCAAGGAUUUUUGGUUGGAAAUGGCUGUACCGAUUGGAAUGUGGACGCUGAAAAUGCUUUUGCGUACUUUGGCUGGUGGCAUGGCCUCUUUGGUUAUGAUGUAUGGAAUACCUGGGUGAAUAAUAACUGCACAGCUUUCAGUACUUCCCCAGUUUGUGUAGCAACUCAGGAUACUAUGUAUGACUUAUUCACUGAUAUCAACUUUUAUGAUGUUUAUAGACAGUGUGUUUAUCCUAACUUUGGAUAUAACUCUCACCGUGCUAAAUUUACAUCUGCUACUAAAUUAGGAGGAGUUGUAAACUGCGUGCCUGACAUUGGGCUAACUAAGUAUCUCAACUUGCCACAGGUGAGGACAGCUUUCCAUAUCAACUCCAGCUUACUCUCUUUAAAAAGAAACAGAUUUGUUUGCCAAUUAAAAAAGACAAUCCUUUUUUUUAAAAAUACAUAUGAAUUUUAUCAAUGAACUGAUUUUGAAAAAAACUAAAGAAUCAGUAGCAUUAUUUAUUAAAUUUAUGUUGUGGGAUGAAAAGGAAUAAAAUUUAAAGACUUUACCCAAAAAUAAUUAUUAAUUAUUUAUCAAAUGCUUAUAUAAAACAAUUUUGGAUUAAUUUUGCAUAAAAAUAGGAUUUUAAAUGCUUGCUUACUAUCAGAAGGAAAAUUAGGAGCUUGGACUGAAUGCACUGAUCUGAAUUAUCAAAUUGAUUAUCAACUUGGUUCAAUCUAUCUCUAUCCAAUUCUUCUAGACCCUCAAUAUGGGCUGAGAGCUAGAUUCUACAGUGGAGAUACUGAUGCUGCUGUCCCUACAAUUGGAACCCGACAGUGGAUCCAAAACUUGGUAAACAAGGGAGUAAUUUCUGUGACAAAACCAUGGAGGGAAUGGAUAUUAAACCAUCAAGUCGGGGGAAUGGUCAUUGACUACGCACCGGCAGGAUCAACCAAGCCAAAUUUCACAUUUAUGACGAUCAGGGGGACAGGACAUAUGUCUAUUCAGUGGAAAAGGCCAGAAGGCUACCAUAUGUUCAUCACCUAUAUCACUGGCCAGGAUCCUUAA
Molecule: messenger RNA, 1635 nt
Organism: Blepharisma stoltei
Lineage: Eukaryota; Ciliophora; Heterotrichea; Heterotrichida; Blepharismidae
Source: the annotation of a GenBank genome assembly